This is a messenger RNA of Rana temporaria (common frog), 4415 nucleotides long. It is a transcript of the gene PDE8A, whose product is annotated as phosphodiesterase 8A. Gene Ontology annotation, molecular function: 3',5'-cyclic-AMP phosphodiesterase activity. The coding region runs from base 537 to 3005 and encodes 822 amino acids. Gene Ontology annotation, biological process: signal transduction; positive regulation of ERK1 and ERK2 cascade; cellular response to epidermal growth factor stimulus. NCBI's taxonomy places the organism in Eukaryota, Metazoa, Chordata, Amphibia, Anura, Ranidae. The record is from RefSeq and is a predicted model, not a curated record. The transcript has 22 exons.
CCCGCGGAGCUGUCAUUGGCUGUGGCCGGGUGACAGCGGCGGUGAGGAGUAGUACGGGAGGGCAGGCCGGUAGGCAGAAGGGAGAGAGAGGCUCACACUUCACACUGCAGAGCCGCCCGCUGACAGCGCCAAUCAUUAGUCCCCGGGGUAUGUGUACCCGGUGAGGGGGCGGAGAGUGCGGAUGUCAAUAAGCCCCCCCCGAUCCUUCUCCGCUGGAAGAUGAUGAGGAGGAGUCCCAGCUAAACACCGGGCCACCGAUGAGCCCCAUCACCGGGGAAGGGCGUGGAGAGGAGCCGUACCGUCCGAUCGCCCCCGGAGAUCAUGUUGCCAUGCUGAUGCUGAAGAUGGAGCGGGGGGGAUGUGAGCUGGGAUCCCGAUGAGGAGCGAUCUCCACCGAUCACCGGGCCCCGGGACAUGCGGCACGGCAGAGGCGGCACCCCGCAGGCUGCACCGUACCGAGGACUGAGCGGCUGAGAUCAGCAAUCACUGCACCGGGACCGUCAUCAUCAUCAUCACCGGACUGAGGAGGUCCCAGCAUGGGCUGUGCUCCGAGCAUCCACAUCUCCGACAGCAGGGUGGUCUACCACAGCGGGAAAGAGUCCGACGAGUCCCCCAACCAGACCAACACUCUGUCCCAGCAACACAACCACUCCGUACCCCCCGGAUUAUUCAUCAAAGCCUCGCACACCUCCACUUAUAAGGCAGCUGUAACAGAAGUGCAGUUUGGUCCAAUGAGACUCCACCAAGAUCAACUUCAGGUACUUUUAGUAUUUGCCAAAGAAGAUAGCCAGAGUAAUGGAUUCUGUUGUGCGUGUGAGAAAGCGGGCUUUAAGUCUAACAUUGCUAAGACACCAGAAUCUGCUUUGGAAAGCUUUUUAGAUAAACAUCAUGAAAUUAUCAUUAUCGAUCAUAGACAGACACGAUCUUUUGAUGCAGAAGCUCUAUGCAGGUCCAUCAGAGCAACCAAACCCUCAGAAAACGCUGUAAUAAUUGCUGUAGUUAGAAGACAAAGUGAUCGAGACGAAACGUCAAUAAUGCCCCUAAUAUCUGCUGGGUUUAGCAGGAGAUAUGUAGAAAACUCUAAUGUUAUGGCCUGUUACAAUGAACUUAUUCAGCUAGAAUAUGGGGAAGUACGUGCACAAUUUAAACUAAGGGCUUGUAAUUCUUUAUUUACUACAUUAGAGAAGAGUCAAGAAGCCAUUGAAAUUACUAACGAGGAACACAAAAUACAGUAUGUGAAUCCUGCUUUUGAAACCACAAUGGGUUAUCAGAAGGAAGAACUGUAUGGAAAAGAAUUAAUUGAAGUGCCUAAUAAUGAAAAAAAAUCAGAUUUUAUAGAUAAUAUUAAUUCUUGUAUUAAGUCUGGAAAGGAGUGGGAAGGUGUUUACUAUGCCAAAAACAAAAAUGGUGACAAUAUCCAGCAAAAUGUGAAGAUAAUUCCUGUUUUUGGACAUCGAGGAAAGAUCAGACACUAUGUGUCUAUUAGUCGGCCGUGUAGUGAUAACAACAAGGUAGAAAAACAAUGUGAGCGAGUUCAGGCUGAGUCUCAAACAGAUAUCCAGAGCUGCAGACACAAGGACAGGCGGAAAGGCUCCUUAGACGUCAGGUCAACCACCUCCCGAGGAAGUGACGGUAGUUCACAGAGGCGGCAUUCUUCAAUGGCUAGAAUACAUUCGAUGACUAUUGAAGCUCCUAUUACCAAGGUAAUAAAUAUCAUCAAUUCUGCACAAGAAAACAGCCCGAUGCCAGUGGCAGAAGCUUUGGACCGAGUCCUGGAGAUAUUAAGAACAACUGAACUGUAUUCUCCGCAGCUCGGAACAAAGGAUGAAGAUCCUCACACCAACGACUUGGUUGGAGGUUUGAUGACAGAUGGUUUAAGAAGGCUGUCGGGAAAUGAGUACAUAUUCUCAUCAAAACAUGUUCAUCCAUCUUCUGGGCACCCAAUCUCCUCUCUCUCCCUUUCUGACAUCCCACCACGGAUAACACAAGCAAUGGAGAAUGAAGAAGAUUGGGAAUUUGAUAUUUUUGAACUAGAGGCUGCUACUCAUAAAAGGCCCUUAGUGUACCUUGGCCUUAAAAUGUUUGCUCGAUUUGGCGUUUGUUCAUUCUUGAAUUGCUCAGAAGUGACAUUGAGAUCUUGGCUCCACAUUAUUGAGUCAAACUACCAUUCGAGCAAUGCUUAUCAUAACUCAACACAUUCCGCUGAUGUCUUACAUGCCACUGCUUACUUCCUGUGCAAAGAAAGAGUAAAGCAAAGCUUGGAUCCAAUUGAUGAGGUUGCUGCUCUCAUUGCUGCCACUGUUCAUGAUGUGGAUCAUCCAGGGAGAACAAACUCUUUCCUCUGCAAUGCUGGAAGUGAGUUGGCCAUCCUGUACAAUGACACAGCGGUGCUGGAGAGCCAUCAUGCAGCACUGGCUUUCCAGCUGACCACGAGAGAUGACAAGUGCAAUAUAUUCAAAAAUAUGGAGAGAAAUGAAUACCGUACAUUACGGCAAGCUAUCAUCGACAUGGUUUUAGCAACAGAGAUGACAAAGCAUUUUGAACACGUCAACAAGUUUGUAAACAGCAUCAAUAAGCCAUUGACGGCGGUCGAAGAGAAUGAGGGUACUGGUGAUGACGAUGCUGUUAAAACUGUUUUGACGUCCCCGGAAAAUCGGAUACUUAUAAAGAGGAUGCUUAUUAAGUGUGCAGACAUCUCCAAUCCAUGCCGAGCACUAGAGCAGUGUAUUGAGUGGGCUGGUAGGAUAUCAGAAGAGUAUUUUGCUCAGACAGACGAAGAGAAGCGGCAAGGUUUACCUGUGGUAAUGCCUGUGUUUGAUAGGAAUACAUGUAGUAUUCCUAAAUCCCAAAUCUCAUUUGUGGAUUAUUUCAUCUCGGACAUGUUUGAUGCAUGGGAUGCAUUUGCUGACUUACCGAACUUAAUGCAACAUCUGGACAAUAACUUCAAAUAUUGGAAAUCACUAGAUGAAAGACAGCUGAAAACUCUACGACCACCCCCAGAAUAGCUGACACCCUUCAGUCAAUGAAGCCCAUCCUUAAAGGGGAUCCAGUUCGUUGUUGGUAACUUCAUCUAUACCAGAGCGUUCUUCACUCUGUGAAAGUCCCAUGGAUCAUCAGGUCAAAGGUUACCUCCAGUACCCUGCAGUAAGCAUAAAAAAACAAAAACACAAUUAAAUCGACGGAUAAGCCUUUUUUUUUUUUUUUUGCAUUAACUUAUAUCACAAGUUAAAUUACACUGGAUUGCUGCAAUAUCAGUGCUGACGGGUUGUUCUCAAAAAAUGGAAAAAAAAAAAAACAUUGCCAAUUUUCUUCAUACCUGUAUGGAAACAUCAAUGAUAUCAUGGAUGGAAGUUUCCUUCGAGAGAUGAUGCAAAGAAAAACAAAAACUCAGACUUGCAAGUGAAGGAAAAUCAUUGUUCGUGUCUCGCGGCUUUGAAGAGAACACUCUGCUUUUUUUUAAAGCACUUAUAGUUGUUAACAAUCAACACAUUAAAUGCACUCUUUCUGAAGGAGUUUUUGAUCUCUGAAAAAUAGAUCCACUCUAUUUUUUAAUAUCACCGAAAAAGGGGCAAUCAUUCACCUCUGCACACUACUGAUAGGGAGCUUUCUCAAGGCUGUUUAGUAGCAAAUUGUAUAAAGAAAUAAAAAAAAAAACUACACAGAAGAGUUUUUGAACUUGAUCAAUAGCAUCUAUGAUUAAAAUAUGUUUUAUUUAUUUUAUUAGAUGUUCAAUAUUUUCUAUGGAUUUAUAAAAAAAAUAAUAACAAAAAAACAAAAAGCCAAAGCCAACUUUAGAUGCAUUAAAAACACAAUUCAUAGUCAUUACUAUACCUUUAAUUGAUGUACAGACCUUUUAUUUUCAUAUUGCAAAUACAGAAAUAUUAUUCAAAUGACACAUUUGUAUUGCACUGUAAGAACUCAUUGUGGAUGUUUAAACUAUUGUUUGGAGGUUCUGAUUUAAUUUGAUUUCUGUUUUUUCGAAUACUGGAUGGAGGAUUCUAUAGCUUUGAAUCCAGUGCCACAAGAGGGACAUGCUGUAGUUUUAAUUUGGUGAUGGCCAUGAAUUUUUGUCAGUUAAUUUCACCCUGUGAUCCCAGUGGGCACCUAGAGUUGCUAUGCAAUGUGUUGGAAGGUCCACUGGUCCAUUCUACAGGGGGGGCACCUUCUUUUUCUCUCCAACAAAUUUUGCAGUUUGGUUCCCUAUCAGAAGUCUGCCUUAUUUUCUACAAUGUUUCUACAAUGCAUUCCACAGCAGAAAUGGACAAGGAGGUAUAUAUUUAAGCAUUUUGUAGCUUCUCUAUUUUCUUUUGCAAGGAUAUACCUUAACUCCAGUUCCAAAAGGUAUGUACCUUCACAGAUUAAAUUAGACACUCACAAUAAGCACCAGUAACAAUAAAAUGUAUAUUUUAAGAAUU